UCUCUCUCAAAACAACACAAAAACUCAGCAUUGUAUUUUCCCUUCACUUUCUCACCUCAUGCCCUGCGUCUGCAAAAACGCGUUUACUCCUCAACAAUCUCCUCUAUUUAUGGACCUAUCUUCACGAGCAAGCCAAUUUAGAUCUUUCAGUUUCGCCCUGGAGAAUAGAAUCGAUUGAGCUUGCCGAUAAACUCUCUCUCUCUCUCUCUAAUCGAAUAUCAUUUGAAUCGGUAAAGAAUCAACUGUCUGGAUUCUUGAGUUCCUUAGAAGUACUGUUUGCUUUCGAUUCUGCAUUUUUAAGUUCCUUUGAAGUCUUGGCCAAAUUGGCAGUGGGGUUGGAAAACAUGGUCAAGUUCCAGGCCAAGGAUCUAAAGCAUUCCUUUCGGAAUUUUUUCACUAGAAGUCAGGAAGUAGCGGUUUGUGAUUCAGAAUCUGAUAACAUUUUGAAGGACUACUACAUUCCUGAUUACAUACUUCUACCUGAAUCUGCAUCAAGACAAGAGUCCCAUGUGCCCGCUUGUCCGGUGAUAGUAUUCAUCAAUUCCAAAAGUGGUGGCCAGCUGGGAGGAGAACUUCUCAUAACAUAUCGUGCUCUUCUUAAUAAAAACCAGGUAUUUGAUUUGGGAGAAAAAGCUCCUGAGAAGGUGCUAUAUCAACUUUAUUAUAAUUUGGAAAAGCACAAGCAAACUGGGGAUAGCUUGUCCUAUGAAAUUCAGAGGAGAUUGAGAAUCAUAGUUGCUGGUGGAGAUGGAACAGCAAGCUGGCUUCUUGGUGUAGUUUCUGAUCUUAAACUAUCUUAUCCACCGCCAGUUGCUACAGUACCAUUAGGAACUGGAAACAAUCUCCCAUUUUCAUUUGGUUGGGGAAAGAAAAAUCCUGGCACAGACCGACAAUCUGUGAAGGCAUUCUUGGGUCAAGUACGGAAUGCGGAAGAGAUGAAAAUUGACAGCUGGCAUAUUAUUAUGCGAAUGAGGGCUCCAAAAGAAGGUUCUUGUGAUCCUAUUGCACCUCUUGAACUGCCACAUUCUUUGCAUGCCUUUCACCGUGUGUCCCAAACAGACACAUUGAACAAGGAGGGUUACCACACAUUUCGUGGGGGAUUUUGGAACUACUUCAGCAUGGGAAUGGAUGCCCAAGUUUCAUAUGCAUUUCACACCGAGAGGAAGCUGCAUCCAGAAAAAUUUAAGAAUCAAUUAGUCAAUCAGAGUACUUACGCAAAGCUUGUGUGUACACAAGGAUGGUUUUGUGCUUCUCUCAUUCAUCCUUACUCACGGAAUAUAGCACAACUUGCAAAGGUUAGGAUAAUGAAGAGACCAGGCCAGUGGGAAGAACUUCAUAUAUCUCGCAGCAUCAGGUCUAUUGUUUGCCUCAGCUUGCCCAGUUUUUCUGGUGGACUCAAUCCUUGGGGGACGCCUAAUAAGAAGAAACUUCAUUCGAGGGACUUGACACCUCCAUAUGUUGACGAUGGCCUUCUUGAGAUUGUUGGUUUUCGAGAUGCAUGGCAUGGGCUUGUUUUGUUCUCUCCACAUGGGCAUGGGACUCGCCUUGCACAGGCCAAAGGAAUUCGUUUCGAGUUUUGCAAGGGUGCAGCUGACCAUACAUUCAUGAGGAUUGAUGGAGAGCCAUGGAAACAACCCCUCCCCGAAGAUGAUGACACUGUUGUCAUUGAAAUCUCUCAAUUCAGCCAAGUCAGCAUGCUUGCCAACCUAACCUGCCGAUCAAAGAGUGUGCAUGCACCUUUGUCACCAUGGAUUCACGAGGACGAUGAAUAUGAAAGUAAGGAAGAAGAAUCUGUAGAAGACAGGGAAGAGACAAGAAAGUUAGGUGCGGCUGACACUUUCCGGUUACCAGCGGAGUUCGAUAUAGCUAAACUUAGUUAGCCCAUGCAGGUUCUGCUGCAUAGCUCGGACUGAGUUCCUAAUCGUGAGGUUCAGGAUAACUCUUCAAGUACUUAGGUUGUUGACAUCAGUUUGUGUACAGUUUUUUGCCCAAGCUUGAUCCGGGACGUCGCGUUAAGUUCAUCUGCUAGCACCAGUCUUAACCCAUUCUCCUUUUUUCUUUUCCUUAUCUCAGUAGCCUUCAAAAUUUCAAAUCACCGAACACAGCUGCGUUAGUGGCAGCAACUGAGAUUCCACUAUAGUUUUGUAGUUGCUGUGAUAGUUGAAAUGCCGUGACGAUGUGCUAUCUUCCUGCCAAACACUUUUAACGUCUGACUAAGAGUUAAAAGUCUGUGAGACUGUGAUUCUUUGUCUAUAGAUGCAAACCUCAG
Ilex paraguariensis (yerba mate) is the source of this 2269-nucleotide messenger RNA. Lineage: Eukaryota; Viridiplantae; Streptophyta; Magnoliopsida; Aquifoliales; Aquifoliaceae. The record is from the annotation of a GenBank genome assembly.